AUGCAUGUAGCUCUUGGCCAGGACAAGAUCACUGCUCAUAUCCUCAACACGAGUGCUGGCCUUGGGCAGGAGACGUCCACAGGGUUCGUGGCUGAGACGUCCAAGCUGAUGGCGACCUUGGUCCAGAUGGGCGUUAGGACCAUAUGUUUUGCUCGGUACCGUCAAAUGGUUGAAAUAAUGCUCUCUCGAGUGAGAGCAUUGAUGAAGAAAGGCUCGGAAGAGCAAGUGAGUGCAGUUGUGUCCUAUCGAAGCGGCUAUACCCAGGAUUGUCGGCGAGGCAUCGAGCAACAGAUAUUCUCGCAUCAAGUACUGGGUGUGAUCUGUACCAGCGCGCUCGAACUAGGCGUGGACAUCGGCAGUCUUGACUGUUGCAUAUCUAUGGGGUAUCCGGGCUCGAGCCACAGCCUACAGCAACAGUUCGGCAGAGCUGGAAGGGUAG
Perkinsus marinus ATCC 50983 is the source of this 439-nucleotide messenger RNA. RefSeq lists its product as hypothetical. The transcript has 3 exons. Lineage: Eukaryota; Perkinsozoa; Perkinsida; Perkinsidae. The annotation marks the transcript as partial. The record is from RefSeq and is a predicted model, not a curated record.